Molecule: messenger RNA, 420 nt
Organism: Exophiala dermatitidis NIH/UT8656
Lineage: Eukaryota; Fungi; Ascomycota; Eurotiomycetes; Chaetothyriales; Herpotrichiellaceae
Product: histone H2A.Z
Exons: 3
Coding region: 1-420 (139 amino acids)
Cellular component (GO): nucleosome
Molecular function (GO): protein heterodimerization activity; DNA binding; structural constituent of chromatin
Source: RefSeq, a predicted model, not a curated record
AUGGCAGGUGGUAAAGGCAAGAGCAUCGGCGGGAAGGCCAGUGGCGCGAAGGAUUCAACAACAAAGCCGCAGAAGUCGCAUAGCGCGAAAGCUGGUUUGCAGUUCCCCUGCGGUCGAGUGAAGCGGUUCCUCAAGAACAAUACUCAGAACAAGAUGCGAGUUGGCGCCAAAGCUGCCGUCUAUGUCACCGCCGUUCUCGAGUAUUUGACCGCCGAAGUGCUUGAGUUGGCUGGCAAUGCCGCCAAGGAUCUCAAAGUCAAGCGUAUCACUCCUCGACAUCUUCAACUUGCUAUUCGUGGUGACGAAGAGUUGGACACCUUGAUCCGGGCUACAAUCGCAUUCGGCGGUGUUCUUCCUCACAUCAACAGAGCGCUGUUGUUGAAGGUCGAGCAAAAGAAGAAGAGCAAAUCGGAUGCAUGA